CAGAAACACACAGUUCCACAGUUGGAAGAAAACCCCAGAAUGGAUUCCAAUGAUGAUAACAUGGUCUUUGUUUCAGGAGUCCCUGUGGGCUGGACUCAGGAAUACAUACUCUGGUCAAUAGACAGGAGUCUCCGACAGAUCUUCCAACAUCUGGAAAGUGCAAGAUCAAGUCUUAUGGACCAGCCUUUGCCUGAAUUCCAGGAUAUGAUUUCUUCCUCUUCCUCCUCCUCCUCCUCCUCUUCCUCUGUUAUUGUGGCUCAGGAGGAUGCUCUAUCUUGUUACAGUGAGAAGGCCAAAUCUUCUACCGACCACAGCCUCUCCUCUAGAUCAUCAAGCAAAAACUCCAGCUUAUCUUAUCAUCCUUUCUUUUCUGAAGGAACAACCUGGCAAUUCCAGAGCAAAAGUUCACCUGUUUCCCCUCAAAACCAACCAUCUGCAUUCAGGAACCAAGACACAUCCCUGCCUCCUUUUCAGUGCAAAGAGCCAAAGAAAUCAGAACUUUUUCAGAAUUCGGCAGCUCUUUCAUCCUUGCAUCCUCAAAACUCUUUCAUUAACUCUAUUUUAAAACCCUUAAAUCUCUGCAAACAAGAAGAGAAGACAAAAGAUAAGAGAAAGAGAAAGAGUCAUUUGGUCAAAGAUCAUAGGCCAAAUUGUAUUUCAAGUAAAAGACCACAGCUCCCAGAGUGGGCCCCAAUCCAGCUCUCUUCUUUGGUUAGAGGGGAGCUAGAAGGACACGUGUCUUGGAAGGCUUGUACUUUGCGGAAACAAAGAGCGCCUCUGACUGUGAAGGAGUCAUGGGCAACGACUGAUUGUUUAGUCCCUGAAACAGAGAACUCUCAAGCCCCAUUGUCUAUGCCAAUUUGUCAAAGCACUAAACAAGAUGCCAACAAUAAAUCCUCAGAUGACUUUCUAUCAUUUCGGCUCCAUGUGAACCCUGCAGUGGAAUCUGGAUUAACUAGGUCAGAAACAAAAAAUAUACAGUCACAUAUCUCAAGUAAGCAGUUACAAUCUGGAGAUGACCCCCAAAUCCUUGGAUGCAAACCUUUAGUUAUAUCAGUGAGCACUCCCCCUCUAAGAAGUUUAGAAGAGACCACAUUACUAAGGAAAGACCCCCAACACGUGCUAGAAAUUAGUGUAGGGCAGAGGGUGGUUGGUCUUCCUGAAAAGAGGAUCCAACAGCAUAAGGCACAAGUGACUAAUGUGGAGCUGACCCCAAGACUACCUCAUCAAGAUAGUAUAAAGAUAACUCCAUUGGAAUUGCUUCAGGUCAUGGAUUCAAUGGGAAUGAUCCCAGAAACACAUUCAGAAGUAAUAGAAUCUGCAAGUUUGUUCCCAAAGCCACAAAAUCAAGUUGUAAAACUAAUGGAAACUAUGGAAACAGUGAGUGUAACUCCCAAACCACCAAUAAUUGAAUCAGUGAAGUUAACUCCAAGUCUUCAGCACCAAGUUUUGGAAGCCUCAAGACUGAAUCCAGCCACAGAUAAUGUGAAGGUAACUCCUGUAUCUUUGCUUCAAGUCAUGGAUUAUAUGGGGAUGAUGGGCAAAUCACAUCAACAUACCAUAGAGCCCAUAGGAAUGACCCCAAGGUCACAAUAUCAAGUCAUCGAGUCAGCAAAGACAGACACAUUAUUGGACUGCCAAUCUAUAAAACCAGGAAAGAUAAGCCCAAAGCUACAACAUACAGUCAUGAAAACUGUGGGCAUAAUGCCAGAGCCACAGCAUCAAGCCAUGGAACAUGCAAAGAUUACUCCAACACCAAUACAUCAAAACACAGAACCAAUGGUCUCAACAUCACAAGUCAUGGAUCAUGUGAAAAUAACUCCAGGGGCACUGUCACAAGCCAUGGAUUUCAUGGGGAUAAUUCCACCAGAACCACCACAUGUUGUAGAACCUGGGGUUUUGACUUCAGGUUCACAAUUUCAAAGUGCAAAUCUGACUCCUAAGCCAUCUUUAUCAGAGAAACGGAUUACUUCUAGUUCUGCUCCACUAAGAAUUGUAAAAUCUGUGAGUCUGCCUCCAAAGGCAUCGACUAAAGUCAAGGACGCAGCAGGAAUGGUUCUAACACGACAUCAGUCUACACAUUCUCUAAAGGGAACUCCCAUAGUACUCACGUUGCCCACAAAAAUGAACAUAGCCCCACAGUCACCAGUUACAGAAUCUGAUGGUUUGACCCCACAACCAAUAUCGCCUAUCAAGAAAUCUCAAGAACUGACUUCUGGGUUUCAUGCUCAAACGCAGGACUCGAUAUGGAUGACUACACAAUGUCAAGGUCCAGAAUCUGCAUCAUUAACCUCAGGAUGGUCUCCUCAGAUCAUGGGUCCUUCAAAGCUGACCUCAAAGCAUCAAAUACUAGAAUAUUCAGAUAUGAGCCCGAGCCAUAAAGAGAAAGAAACUAUGGCACUGACCUCUGAUACUUGUUUACAAAUGAAGGAAUCUGAAUUAGUACAGUCACAUCCUCAGAUAAUGCAAUAUUUAGAAACAAGCCCAGGGUCACCAGGUCAAAGUACAGGAUCUAUAGAAAUGAGCCCCAAACUACCACAUCAAGUCAGAAAAUCUUCAGUAAUAGUGGGAAUUAAUCAAAGACCAUGUCUGCAAGAAGUAAUGGAUUCUGCAAAGUUAUCCCCAGGAUUGAAAAAUGUAAAGCCUGAGAAAAUGAUCCUAGAGGCAGGGUUACAAAGUAUGAAAUCUGUAGAUAUGACCAGAGAUAUAGUCCCUCAAAUGGUAGAAUAUGGACAGACAAUCCCAAGUACGAAAUCUAUUGAUUUGGCCCCAGAAUGUCAAUGGCAGAGUGUAAAAUCUGCUGAAUUUGUGCCAGCAUCACUGCCGCAAGAUAGGAAAUCUACAGAUUCGAUCCCCAAUUCGCAGUUUCAGGGUGCAGAAUCUGUUCAUUUGGCACCACCCAUAGAGUUUCAAGAAACAAAAACUGGAUCUCAAGGAACAAAAACAAAGUUGACCUCUGACAUUUGUCAUCAAGUGGGAAAAUCUAUUGGGUUUACACCAUCAUCCUUAGAAAUUACUCCAGAGCCACUGAGCCAAACUUCAGCAUCUAUAGAGAUGAGCUCCAUGUCAUUCCAUGAUACUCCUAAAGCUAGGAUCCAUGUUACAGGAGAGAUGAGAGAGAUGCCAGAAUUACAACACCAAAUGGAAUCUCUGUCUUUGGUACUUGGAUCAGAGGAUCAAACUGUAAAACCAGAAGUGUUGACCUCAGAUCCAAAGCCUGAAGGUGGGAAAUUCAUUUAUCUGAAUGUAGAGCCACAUUCAAAAGGCACUAAGCUUUCAAAGAUGCCGCUAAGUUCAGAAUAUGAAGACACAGAAACUGUGAAGUUGACAUUGCCUCAAGCUGAUAAGAUCCAAGCGUCCAUCUCAGAACCAUAUUCAAAAAUAGGGCCUCUGCAUUUGACUCCAGGACCAGGGAUACAAGAAGAGAAGACAGCGUCAUCUCCAUUAGUGACUGGGUCUACAAAAUUAUCUGCUGAACCAAAACUACACGUUAGAGGCUUGACUCCCGGGUCACAGCUCCAGGGAGCAAAGUGUAGGCAAAUGGAUCCAGAGUCACAGUUGCAAGAUGUGCAAUGUGUGAAUUUAAUCCAUCAGUCAGCUACAGCAGUGGUAGAAUCUGAAAAGCCAAAACCUGGCCUGGUGCUACAAAAUAUGUUACUAGAGGACUUGUCAGAGGGGACACAGCUCCAAAAUGUGAAAUCUGUGGAUUUAAAUCGAGGUUCAGAAUGGUCAAAUGUCAAGUCUUUUAGAUCAGCUCCGGGGCCACAGUUGCAAAGUGUCAGAUUUUCAAAGUCAUCUCAAGGGCCAUUUCUUCAAAGAAAAAGACCUGCACAUUUAAUCUCAGGACCGUCACAUUUUGGAGUGAAAUCUGUCGAAAUGACUUCAGGGUCCCCAGAACAAGAAAUCAAAUUACUAGAUUUUAUUCCAAGACAAAAACAUCAAAAUGACAAAUCUGCUCAGUUGAUUCCAGAACCCCAAGCUCAGGGUGUGAAAACUGUGGAACCAAACACUGGACCAAACUUGCAAAAUGUCAGAUUUUAUGAUUUGAUCCCAGAUCCAAAACAUCAAGGUUUCCAACAUAUACAGCUGGUGGAAGGGAUUCCACUUCAGGAUAUAAAGUCUCUAGGGUGUGUACCAGAAUCAUUUUUGCAAUUAAGCCAAGAGCCACAGGCUGAAGAUAUGAAGUCUGUUCUGUCUCCUGAAGGAUCCCAACUUCAUAGCCUGGAAUCUAUGUUGUGUUCAGAACUACAACCUGAAGAUGCGAAAUCCGAGGAAGUAAACUUAGGGCUAUGGCAACAAGAUGUCAAUUUUUCUGAGUUGACUUUAGGGCCAAAGCUUCAAGGUGUCAAAUUUGGGGAUCAAAUCCCAGGAUCAUUGUUUUAUGAUAUGAAUUUUGAAGAGGACUUAGGGCUUCAUGAUUCCAAAUUAUUAGCAAAGAUGUCUUCAGGGCUUCAAGAUAUGAAACAGGUGGGGUUAACCCCAGGACCGUGUCUACGGGAUGUCAAAUUUUUUGAUUUAACACUAGGAAUUCAACCUCAAGGCGUGGAAUCUUCAGAGUUAAACUCAAGGCCACAGUUAAAAUGCAAAAAACCAUUGGAGUUGUCCUCACAGACAGAGAGGCAAGAGGUUAAGCCAGGGUUGUUAGUCCCAGAGCCACUGUUUCAAGAUGUAAAACAUGCAAUAGUGAACCACAUGCCAAGCUCUGAAAGUGAAAUUUCCUACGAAUUAAUCUCAGAGCCACAGAUUCUAAAUGGAGAAUCUAUGGCAUUGACUCCUGGGAGACAGUCACUAAAUGUAAACUAUUCUGUGUUGACCACAAGGCCCCAGUCACAAGGUAAAAAGUCUUCUGAAUUGACCCAAGGACCACAGUUGGAAGACAUAAAAUCUAAGGAGCAAACACCAAUCUUGGAACUGCAAGGUUUAAAAUAUAAAUUGAUCCCGGAGCCACAGCAAGAAGAUCUGAGACAUAUAGAGUUCAACACGUUGUUACAUUUGGGAGCUCUGAAAUCUAUACCAGAGCUGAGAGAAGCCAAAUCUAUGGUGUUAACCCCAGGGCUACAAGCAGAAGCUAUGAACCCUAAGGAGCUGACUCUGAGCCCAAAACACAAAGGUUUAAGGUCUGAGUUUCUGCCUUCAGGAUCACAGUUGGGAGAUACGACAUCUAACAUCUUAAUUCCAGAACCAUGUCAACAGGGCAUGAAAUCUACAGAUACAACCCCAAUUCCCCAACUGGAAAGUGUGAAAUCCAUGGAGAGAAAAGAUUUCAAAUCUGUGGGACUUACCCAUGAUCACGAGCUUGACGAUAUGAAUUCUGUGAACUUGAUUCCAGGCUCAAGAAUUCAAGAUUUGAAAACUGUGCAGUUGGUCCCAGAUCCACAGGUUCAAAGUGAGAAAGUGAUGAAGUUGCAACUUGGGCUAAACAGGCAAGAUAAGAAUUCUAUAGGCUCUGCAUCAGAGCUAUUACUUCAAGGGCCUCACCUUCCAAGUAUGACAUCUGACAAACUGACUUCAGACCCACAAAUGCAAGAAAUGAAACUUGAAGAGAUUAGUUCAUGUUGUAAGCAGCAAACUUUAAAACCUGCAGAGAAGAUUCCCAACCAGCAUCUGCGAAGCUUCAUAGUUGUAAAGUUUAACCCAAGGAUAAAGAAGCAGGUACUAAAGUCUGUGAAUGUAAUCAGAAGACAUGGGUUUCAUGGAAUAAAGUCUGUAGAUUUAGCACCAAAGCCACAGUUCCAUGGAAUUGCACCUGUGGAUUUAGGUCUUGGGCCUGGAAAGGAUGGUCAGAUAUCUGUAAACCCACCAGAGCUGAAAUUUGUGAAUGUAGACCAAUGGAAGAGAGGUCCUGAGUCUUUGAGGGUAAUUACAGAACCCAAAUCCAAGGCUAUAGAAUCUGUAGACCUCAACUCCAAGGUCCAGAGGAAAGAUAUGCAAUCAUUUAAAUUGGCUCCUAAACCAGUUACUCAAGAUAUUAGAGCUGAAGAGUUCAACUGUGAACCACAGUGGCAAAAUACAAAGCCAUUCAAGUUGACCCCAGGCCCACAACUAUACCCACCCUGGGGUUGGACUUUGAAGCCACCACUUCAAGGACUAAAAACUGUGGAAUUAAGCAAAGAUCCACAACUUGCAAGUAUGACCUCUCUUCAGUGGAUUCCAGGACCUGAGUUCCAAGGUGUAGUAAAAUCUGUAGGGUUAAAUCUUGGGUCACAAUCUCAAGGUGUCAAACCUUCUGAAUUGAAGCCCUCCGUACACUUGGGGGAUGAAAAGUCCUGUGAGUUGAAUCCAAGCUCAAAACUCCAAGGAGAAAAAUCUGUGUUUACUUCUGGGCCACAGUUUCAGUAUGAGAAAGCCCCUAAAUUGUCUGUAGGAUUAGAGCUACAAAGAAGGAAAGUUUUUGCUUCAGCCUCAGAGCCACAGCUUCGAGGUGUGAACACUGUGGAGUUAGACAAAAAGCCAUGGCUUGAAAGUGUGAGAUCUGUUGAGUGGAUACCAGGACCUGAAUUCCAAGUUACAAAAUCUAUGCUGAAUCUUGGAUCACAGUUUCGAGAAUUGAAACCUUCAGUAAAGUUAAGAGAUAUAAAGAUAGCGGAGCUGAUUCCAAGGUCAAAGCUUCAAGGGAUACAACCAGGUGACUGCACUUCAAGCUCAAGACUUAGUGAUUUAGAACCAAUGGCAUUCAAACACGGUCUUCAUUUACAACAGAUGAAAUCUGAGUUGACCCCAGAACUGCAAGAAGUGAAACUAUUAGAGUUAUCCCUAGGUACCCAGUUUCAAGAUGGAGAGUCUCCAGUGUUUACACAAGAUACUCAGCUUCCAGGAGUAAAAUCCGAGAUGUUAAGCCAAGGACCCCAAUUACAAAGUGAUAAAAUUGUAGGGCUAAACUCCCUACUUCAUUUGAAAAGUGUGAAAUCAUCUGAGUUGGCUAGUCAGAAAAAGCUUCAAGGCAUGAAAUCUGAGGAGCUCAACUCUGAGUCGCAAUGGCAAAGUAUGAAAUGUUCUCAGUUGACACCUAAGGCAAACUCUCAACGUAUGAAAUGUACCUUAAGCUCUAGGUCACAGAUGAAAGGAGAGCCAUUUUCUGACUUGACAAUGGGGACCAACAGUCAAUACAUCAAUUUUACAGGCUUCAAACCUGUGCCACAAUUGCAAGGUGUAAACUCUUCUGAGUCAAUACCGAAGACACGGCUUGAAGAAGUGAAAUGGGGAGAAUUGGAAUCAGGCCCACAUUUAGAAGAUGUGAAAUCUUCUACAAUGAUCCCAGGUAUAAAAGUUCAAGAUGUAAAACCUAUGAAUUUCAGAUCUGAGUCACCAGGUGUGAAAUCUGAAACAAUUCAAUGGAAAAAGUUCCAAGAUGUGAAAUCUGUACAAGUCCAGUCUAGCCCAAAGUUACGAGGUGAGAAGCCUGACUUAACCCUGGGAGAGGAGUUCUCAGGUGUGAAACCUGUAAGACUGAAGUCAGGCCUACAGUUACAAGACAGGAGCCCUACCGAGCUGCUCAUGAGUAUAAAACUUCAAGGUGCAAAAUCUAUGGAGGUCAGUCCUGGACAAUGCUUUAGAAGUGUGAAAUCUUCUGAGAUGAUCACAGGAACAACAUUUCAAGGUGUGAAAUCAGUGGACUUCAACUCUGCCACACAAAUGCAAGGUGAAAAAUCUUCUGAGUUGUUUCAAGGAACAAAACUUCAAAAUGGGCAAUCUGUAGAGUUCAAACAUUGUUUAAAUUUAUCAGAUGUGACCUCUGACUUAAUAUCGGACAGCGAAGCUGUGAAGUACAACUCAGGCCACCAGUUUCAAGGUGCAAAAGAUUCUAAGUUGGUCCUGGGGACAAAGCUUCAAGAUGUAAAACCUCUGGAUUUCAGUUCUGUGCCACACCUGGAAUGUGUAAAAUCUUCUGACAUAAUCCCAGGGACAAAGCUUCUCAAAGAUCAAUCUGUAGGGUUCAUGUCUCAGCCACUGUGGCAAGAUGUGAAGUCUUUUCAGUUGACUCUAAGUAAGGUACAAGCCAGGAGACCAUUUCAGUUCAACUCAGCCCCUCAGCUACAAAAUCGGAAAUUAUUCAUGUCCACACCAGAGAUACAGCUCCAAGAUAUGAAACCCAUGGAAUUCAACCCUGAGGGAAAGUUGCAAGGUGUAAAAUCUAAGUCCAUAAGCCUUCAAAUAGUGAGCAAUACAGAAGCCAACCAUGACUUCAAAAUGCAGGAUGCAAAACACUCACACAGUAUGGUACCUUCUCAAUUCAAUGCUGGGAAUCAGCUGCAAGAUGAGAAAUCUCCUAAAUCAAGUCAAUGGCCACAGUUUCAAGGUGUAAAUUUUAUGAUGCUCAAUCCUGAUUCGCAUUUGCAGCAUAUAAAGUCUUCAGAAUUGUGCACAGGAACAAAGUUUCAAGAUGUGAAAUCUAUGAAAUUCAAUUCAGAACAGUUGGGAGAAGUGAAAAUUUCCCUGGGAACAGAGUUUCCAGGUAUGAAAUCAUUACAUCCCCAGUUACAAGGGGUAAAACCUUUUAAGCUGUGCAUAGAGACCACACUUCCAGAUGCACCACCUCUGGAAUUCAAGCAUGAGCCCAAAUUGCAAAGUGGGAAAUCCUCUGAACUUAAUACAGGGCAUAAAAACUUGACACUAUUUAACAUUGGGCCACGAUUACAAGGCAUAAACUCUUCUGAGCUGAAACCUGGGCCAGAGCUUGAAGAUAUGAAAUCUAAGAUGCUCUACCUUGGACCACAUUUGCAAAGUGUGACUUCAUCUACAUGCAUUUCAGGGCCCACACUACCAUAUGCCAAUUUGACUGAAUAUAAUCCAUAUUUUCAAGGUGUAGAUUCUCCUAAAUACUUUACAGGGACAAAACCUCAAUGUAUAGAUGCUAGUGAGUGUGACCCUGGGUUACCUUUGCAAAGUCCAAGUUCUGCAUGCACUUCAGGGCCUAAAUCUCAGUGUGUCAGUUCUAAGGGGUGCAAGCCUGGGACACACUUUCAAUGUGUGGAUUCUUCUGCAUGCGCUCCAGGGCCAAAGCCUCAGUGUGUUGGUUCUACUGGAUGUAACCCUGGUCCGUUAACAUUUUCUAUAUCCAUUCCAGGGCCACAGUUUCAGUGUAUAAAUUCUCCUGGCUGCAACCCUGAGUCACAUUUGCAAGGUAUGAAUUCUGCAUGUAUUCCAGAGCCAAAACCUCAGUGUGUAAACUACAUUGGUUGCAAGCCUGAGCCACAUUUGCAAGGUGCAUAUUCUUCUGUAUGUAUCCCAGGGCCACAAUUUCAAUGUGUAAACUCUAUGCAAUGCAACCUUGGGCUACAUUCGCAAGAUGUGAAACCAUCUGAAUCAACUGAAAUUUUAAAACAUCAAUGUAUGAAAUCUCCUGAGCUGAAUCUAGGGACUGAAAUGGAAUGUGAGACAGAUAUGACAGUCAACUUGGGAUCACAUUUGCCAAGUGUGAAAUCUGUAUUGACUACCAGAUCAAAGUUUCUAGGUGUAGCUCCCAUGGAAUGCCACCCAGGGCCACAAGCACAGUGUAUGAAUUCUUAUGAAUUGAAUCCAGGGACAAAAUCACAAUGUAUAAAUUCCACAGAGUACAAACUUGGGCCAUACCUGCAAGGUACAAAAGCUUCCACAGACACUUUAGGAAAAAAAUGUCAAGGCAUGAGAUUUUCUGAGUUGCACACAUGGCCAGAAUUUCAAGAUACAGAAUGCAAUGUAUUCAGCACUGUGCAGCAUUUACAAGACAUACAAUGUGAGUUGACUCCAAGAACAAAGUGUCAAGGUAUAACAUCUAUGAAGGUCAAUUCUGGUCCACAGCUUCAAGGUAUGACCUCUUCUGAGUUGAAUUCAGAGCUAAAAUACCAGUGCAUAGAUUCUGAAAAGUGCAGUUCAGGGCCACAAGUGCAAAACAUGAAGCCCUCUAACUUGAACUAUGGGUCAGAACCUCAAAGUACAAAAUAUGUUCAGUUCAACUCUGGACCAUACUUGCAAUCUGAGUUAAUACCUGGGACAAAGUGUCAAGGAGUCCAGUUUUUGGAGAACCAACUUGGGUCACAGAAGCAAGUUGAAAAACCUGUGUUCACUCUGGGGCCUCAGUCAAAUGAUAUGAAAUCUGUGAUAUUUUUCCCAGAGUCACUGCUUAAAGAUGAAAAGUCUUUAGAGAUGAGCAAACAGCCAUUGCUUUGUGGUAUGACUCCUAUGCAAUUGACUUCUGGCUCUGAGCAGCAGGACUUGAAAUCUGAGAUGUUUCCACUAAAACCAUGUUGUCAGAAAGUGACGUCUGUAGCGUUAAAAACAGAGCCACAUUCACAAGGGAUUAAUCCCGAGAAAGUAUCCUCAUACCUCACACAGCACAACAUGGUUUUUGUACCAGAGUCAAAUUUUCAAUGUGUGAAAACUUUGGAGUUGAAACCAGGACUACCUCAAAGUAUGAGUUCUUUAAAGUUGACACCAUAUUUCAGGUCACAAUGUGUUAACUCCAUGGUCUUUGCACCCAAAUCAUGUUUUCAGGAUGUAAAACCUGAGGAGCUGAAGCUAGGGUCCCAACAACAAGGCAUGAAUUGCCAAGAGCUCACUUCAGGAUGGCAAGAUGUGAAACCAGUAACGUUAAGACCAAAGUCAUCUAGGAUGUUCUUACCAGGGCCAACACUGACCAGUGUCAAAUUCUCAAAUAUGUCUCCAGAAUCACAGCCACUAGGUGUGAAACCUUUCAAGUUUACUUCAGAGCCAAAGUCGCAAGGUGUAAACAAUGUGAAGUUGUCUUCAGUGUCUUUGCAGCAAACUGUAAAGUCUGUGACAUUGCCACCAAGGUUACUGCCUCAAAAAAUGAAAUCUGGGGCCAGAACGCCAAAAACAAGAGAUCAAGUCACAGAAUCCUCUGAAAUCCCUAGCCCAUGGCAUCCAUUUGUAGAAUAUACAGAGACGAUUCCAAAGCCAAAGCACCAAGUACCUCAAUACAUGAAUUUGAUUUCAAUACCAAUCUGUCAAGCCCCAGAAAUGACACAAAGAUUGGCUCAUAAAGCCCCAGAAACACUAAAGAAAACCAUGGGGUUGACCCCAAUGCCAACAUGUAAAGGCAUAGAAUCUUCAGGGAUACCUCUGAAGGUAGGUCUUCAGGUACCAGAAUUUAUUGUCAUGACAUCAAGGUUAGGACAUCAAGUUCCUGAAUCUCUAUUGACUUGUGAGAAGCCUAUGAAAUUAACCUCAAAGUCACAGCAUCAUGUGGGAUCUGCAGGAGUAGCAUUAGGACAUCAACUCCUGGAAUCUGUAAGUGUGAUCCCUAAGCUGCAAGUGGAGGAAUCUUUAAAGCUGCCCCCAAAGCAAACAAAUCAUACUGUAGGACAUGGAGAAUCUGUAGAAGUCAACUCUGAGACAUGGCAAGGGAAUGUAUCAGUUAGACCAAAACAACCACAGAAUCAAAGUAUGAAACAUUCAGAAACAGCCCCAGCAGGCCCACGGGGUCAAGUUAUAAAGUGUACAGGAAUUAAUUCAAAGCCACUAGAUGAAGUCACAGCAAGGGCACGGCUUCAAGUAGCUUGCUCAGUAGAAGCAACCCCAGUAGCUCCUUCUGUGAAAGUGAUUCCUGGGCCGCCACUUCAAGUUGCAAAGUCUGUGAUACUGUCAAGGCCAACCCCACAGAAGGCAGAAUAUGUUAUGCUCACUCCCAAACUACAGGAUGUGACACCUUCAGAGUUUGCUUCAGGUCUGUGGUUACAAAAUGUGAAAUCUAAGGAAUUCAUCACAGAGCCAUCACACCAAAUUUUGGAAACGAUAGCACUGACAGGAUGUGAAAUUAUAAAGACUGUGUUAAUCCCAGGGCCGCUACCUCAGCUUGUAAAAUCAGAGGAAUUAGCACCAAGACCAAUUCCUCAGGUGGUAGAAACAAUAGGAGCUGCCAUCGGAUCAGAGGUUGAGGGAGUGGAUUGUUUGAAUGGACUCCCAAGACCUCAUCUUCAAGAACUGGGAAAACCUACAGAAUUAACUCCAAGGCCAAAUAUCCAAGUGAAAUUUGCAGAAUUAACCUCACAGCAAACAUCGUGUAAAGAACCUACAGUGUUGACACAGGAGCAAAAGUUUCAGGUUGUAUUAUCCACAGGGACAAAACCAGAGCCUCCUAAUACAAUAGAACCUGAAGAUUUGAACCAAGGACAGGUGUGCCAGAAUAAGAACUCUGAGGAGUCAACAUCAGAAGAGUUACAAGACGGGAAUUACUUCUCUAGGAUUCUACACAGCCCUUCAAUCCCACUCAUUUCAACUUCCAUGACAAUCUCUGAAUUAGGAAGCCUUGGGGACUUGAGGGUACUGGAAGUACCAAGAGCUUUGGAUAUGGAAAGCCUUGGGAUAGAUAUUAUGACACAGUCUUCAGCCCUUCCCUUGACCCUUCAUAAUCAGCCCUUUGACAAAACAGCGAACGCUGUGGGAACUCCACAUCUGGAGAUCUGGAAAGAAGAUGUCACAUCUAAGGAGAGAACUAAGAGGAAGCAUAUGAAUAAGUUAGAGCACUCAUUUCAGAGUUCUGUUCAAUAUCCACCACAGAGCCGGAGAUCAGCUGCUGGGACCUUCCAAGUAGGAUCGGGGACUCAGAGAGGUUCUCUCCAUUCUUUCCUGGGCAGACAACAGAAUGUCUGGGAGAGCCAUGCCUGUCGGCAACGACUACCUAGGAAAUAUCUCUCCAGUAUGUUAAUGCUUGGCAAUGUCUUGGGGACCACUAUGGAGAGGAAGCUCUGUUCUCAAAUGUAUUUAGAAGCAAAAGCAACAACAGAUAUCUGUACAUCUAUUCAAAAUUUAUUUGGUGUUCCAGCUGAACUGAUGGAAUUUUCCAGGAGAUUGCUAAAAAAGGGUCCAGGUAUUAUUUCACAGCCUUCAGAAGUCAAAAACUAUAUUCAGAGACAUACACUAUGCCAUGAUCCUGAGAAAAGAAUGGCUUUAAGGAUGUGGACACGUGGCUCCAUAUCUUCCAUAAUACGGCAAUACUCAGGGAUUAGAGUGGGAUUAAAGAAAACAAAGUCAAAGCUCAGUGACAUAUCCCAGGAGGUCGCUCAGCACAUCCCUCUCUCAUGUGCAGGGAGUCCGCUUCCUGUUUCUGUCCUAAUAAAGUCAGAAUCUUCAUUUGGGAUAUUUUAUAAUGGGGAAGAUCCUGUUCACAUAGAAGAGAGUGGAAACUCCCACAGUAUUUCACAGACAAGGAUUUUUGAGUCCCAACCUUCCCUCAAGACAAGUUAUUUUUCCCAGACCAAGACAGACAUCUCAGAACAGUUCAAUUUGCUGCAAGAUCUGCAGCUAAAAAUAGCGGCAAAACUCUUAAGGAGUCAAAUCCCUCCCAAUGUGCCUCCACCUCUAGCUUCAGGUCUUGUCUUAAAGUACCCCAUUUGCCUACAGUGUGGACGCUGUUCAGGAUUUAAUUGCUGUCAUAAAUUUCAGGCUGCUCUGGGGCCUUAUUUGCUUAUCUAUCCUCAGCUCCACCUUGUGAGCACUCCUAAGGGCCGUGGUGAGAUUCGGUUGCAUCUUGGCUUUAGGUUGCGAACUGGGAAAAGAGCUCAGGUGUCAAAAUAUCGUGGAAGAGACAGAUCAGUCAUACCAAAGAACUCUAAAUCACCAUCAUCAAGGAAAGAUAAAAUCUACACUCCAGCUUCCAAAAGCCCUACUCCCACUGGAGAUCUCCAAUCUGGAUCUUCCCAGUCCCCUACUCCUGUACAAGUCCACAUCAGGCAAAGGCAACGGGGUGCGCCCAACUUAGUAGGAGAGCAAAGAGUAAGGGAACAACGUGAAUUCCCUCAAGUUCAUACCCAACCUGAGACCCACCCUGAGAGCUAUCGGGUUAAAAAAUGGAAUAGAAUGAGAGCCACAAAGACCCUUGAUUCAAAACAUACAUUAAAGAGAGACAAAAAGUUCUACACAAAUGGCAGAACCACAAGAAAGAGUUCCCCGAGGGAAUUACCAGGCCAUUUGAGGAGGAAGAUUGGAGCAGCUCAGGCAAGUUCUGCCUCUUUAAAAAGACAACCUAGUUCAUCUUCCCAGCCUAAGUUCAUGCAGCUGAUUUUUCAGGGCAUAAGGCAGGCAUUUCAAACAGUACAUAGAAUCAUAGCGUUGGUCGGACAGAAAUCUGAGGACAGGAGAAGGCCAGAUAAUUUGCAUUCAGGCAAAAAGUAUCAUCCAAAACAAAGAUCCAGGAAUUAUUACUUAGCAAGAGAGAGCAGAAGAACCAGGAGGCCGGUUGUUAAGCAAAGGCCAACCACCCCAACCACUAAGCAGGAGGACGUAGUGUCUUCAGGAGUGACAGAUGAAUGCAGAUCAGCUCAACAGCUAGAAAGAGUGAACUCCUGCCAGAAACCUCCGUCUGGCCAACAUCUUGAGCCUACCAUUCUCCAAACACAUACCACUUUCCAAACCACCUCUAACACACAGCUUUUGGGCACAGGGCAAAAUGACAGCAGCAGGAGAGCAAAGGGAAACCUUUACAAACACGAAGUUUCCAGCCAAGAGUCUAAGAACUUUCCCAGAGCAGCAUCCAGGUUUCAAGCCCAAGAGACAGUUGUAACCCAUUCGAAGAGAGCCUUGAAGAGUUACCUUGUAGAGAAAGACACACGGGCGAGAACUCCAAGGAAUGCCUCUGAGAACACAUGGAAACCACCUCAGCCCCUCUGA
Perognathus longimembris pacificus (Pacific pocket mouse) is the source of this 14604-nucleotide messenger RNA. It is a transcript of the gene Spata31h1, whose product is annotated as chromosome 8 C2orf16 homolog. NCBI's taxonomy places the organism in Eukaryota, Metazoa, Chordata, Mammalia, Rodentia, Heteromyidae. The record is from RefSeq and is a predicted model, not a curated record. The transcript has 6 exons. The coding region runs from base 40 to 14604 and encodes 4854 amino acids.